Linnemannia hyalina is the source of this 669-nucleotide messenger RNA. The record is from the annotation of a GenBank genome assembly. NCBI's taxonomy places the organism in Eukaryota, Fungi, Mortierellomycota, Mortierellomycetes, Mortierellales, Mortierellaceae.
AUGGCCGACUUUCGCAGAACUGGUCGCAAGAUCAUCGCCAUCGGCCGCAACUACAGCGAACACGCCAAGGAACUCGGCAACGCAGUCCCUACUGAGCCCUUCUUCUUUCUCAAGCCAACUUCCUCCUAUAUCACCGAUGGACAGAGCAUCGAGAUCCCUGCUGGUUGCGAAGUCCACCACGAACUUGAGCUGUCGGUGAUUAUUGGCAAAGAGGGCCGAGACAUCCUUGCUGAGAAUGCUGAGGAUUACAUUGCUGGCUAUGCACUCUCUCUCGACAUGACUGCACGUAACAUGCAGGAUAAGGCGAAGAAGGAGGGCAGGCCCUGGAGCGCAAGCAAAGGAUACGAUACCUUUACUCCGAUCGGUGACUUUAUUCCCAAGGACCAGAUCCCCGAUCAUGGCAACGUCGAUUUGUCCCUCCAGGUCAACGGUGUCACUAAGCAGAAUGGCAACACCCGCGACAUGAUCUUCAGCGUUCCCGCCUUGAUCGAGAAUGUGUCGUCGAUUAUGAAGCUGGAGGAGGGCGAUAUCAUUAUGACAGGAACACCAAAGGGUGUCGGACGCGUCCUGCCAGGCGAGACCAUUACAUGCAACCUUACUGUCGAUGGCAGGGUUCUUUCACAGUUGACAUUCCCAGUCAUCGAUCGCCCCACCCCCAAACGCAGAUAG